AUGACCAACCACACGAUGGACACAGAUUUCUUCCUCAUGGAAUUCACCGACAGCAAGCAGCUGCAGGUGUUACAGGGCUUUCUGUUUCUGCUAAUUUACUUGGAGUUCCUCACGGGGAACCUAAUCAUCAUCAUGCUUGUCACUGUGGACCAUUGUCUUCACACCCCCAUGUACUUCUUCCUAAAGAACUUGUCUGUCUUCGAUGUGUGCCUCAUUUCAGUCACAGUCCCAAAGCUCAUUCUCAACUCUUUGUCCCACAGGAGCACUAUCUCUUUCCUAGGAUGUGUGUGUCAGGUCUUGUUUGUGCUUUCCUUUGGCACAUCUGAGCUUUUCCUCCUCACAGUCAUGUCCUAUGACCGCUAUGUGGCCAUCUGUUGCCCACUGCACUAUGAUGCCAUCAUGAACAGGGCAGUCUGUGUGGAGACAGUAGCUGCUUCAUGGCUAGUUGGAAGUCUCUUUGGUGUCUUAUAUUCAUAUGGCACAUUUUCUUUAUCUUUUUGUGAUACCAGAAUAGUGCCACAGUUCUUCUGUGAUGUCCCCUCUCUACUGAAGAUUUCUUGCUCAAAUAUGCAUGCCACUGUUGACUUUAGUCUCAUCUUAGGAAUCAUAUAUGGGUUUUUCUGCUUAGUGUCCAUAGUGUUUUCAUAUGUUUACAUUUUCAACACAGUUCUGAGAAUGCCCUUGUCACAAGGCAGGUCAAAAGUCUUCUCUACCUGCAUGCCCCAUCUCAUAGUCAUCACCACAUUUUUAGUCACUGCUGUCACUGCCUAUUUGAAACCAGUCCCUGAUUCCCCACAGCUUUUGGACUUUUUGAUAUCUGUUUUCUAUUCUGUGAUGCCUCCAUCUAUGAAUCCUAUAAUAUACAGCCUGAGGAAUAAGGAAAUCAAAGCUGCUUUUUGGAACUUUUUAUGGAAACUAGAUCAUUAUGAGUUUUACAGGGGGAAUAAUCAUAGCAUGUAG
This is a messenger RNA of Nannospalax galili (Upper Galilee mountains blind mole rat), 960 nucleotides long. Its product is annotated as olfactory receptor 14A16-like. NCBI's taxonomy places the organism in Eukaryota, Metazoa, Chordata, Mammalia, Rodentia, Spalacidae. The transcript has a single exon. The record is from RefSeq and is a predicted model, not a curated record. Gene Ontology annotation, molecular function: odorant binding; olfactory receptor activity; G protein-coupled receptor activity. Bases 1 to 960 code for a protein of 319 amino acids. Gene Ontology annotation, biological process: G protein-coupled receptor signaling pathway. Gene Ontology annotation, cellular component: membrane.